Messenger RNA from Aureococcus anophagefferens, 1461 nucleotides. RefSeq lists its product as hypothetical. The transcript has a single exon. The record is from RefSeq and is a predicted model, not a curated record. The coding region runs from base 1 to 1461 and encodes 486 amino acids. NCBI's taxonomy places the organism in Eukaryota, Pelagophyceae, Pelagomonadales, Pelagomonadaceae.
AUGGGCUACCUCACGCUCGGCACGUGGCGCGUGGCCGCGAGCGCGUCCUACCUCUGGGACAACCUCUGCGCCGGCUGCGUGCUGUCGACGAACAUCUUCUUCAACAUCGCACUACUAAAACUCGCGACGAUCGCCGCGGGCUGCCGGCCCGAGGGCAACGACGACGACGGCGCGUGCACGAAGCACGUCUACGGCCUGAAGCCGAGCUCGCUCGUGACGACGGUCGUCAUGGUCGGCCAGCUGUCCGCCGCGUUCCUCAUGCCCUUCGUCGGCGCCGCCGUGGACUACACGGACUCGCGGCGCCUCUUCGGGUCCGCGUCCGCGUGGAUUUUGGCGGUGACGACGCUGCUCCAGGCCGUGAUCUCGCGGCGGACGUGGCAGCUCGUGGCCUGCCUGCAGGUCGUGUCCAUCGCGUCCUACGUCUGCCACCAGGUCGCCGUGCUGAGCUACCUGCCGGGGCUCUCCGUCGUCGACGGCGCGGAGGACGAGCACGAGCGCUACCGGGUCAACUCGAUGGCGAACGUCGCCGCGCUCGGGUCCCAGAUGGGCACGCUCGGCGUCGUCAUGGCGCUGGCGCACGGGUUGGGGCUCGGGGACGUGAACACGGCGGCCCUGGGCCAGUUCGCCGUCGGCGUCGUGCUCUUCGCCGUCUACGCGGCCAUCUGGCAGAAGCGCGCGUCCUUCGCGUUCCCGGACGCCAAGGCCACCAAGGCCCUGCCCGCGGGCGCGUCCCUCGCGGCCGUGGCCGUGCGCGAGGUCUUCAGCGCCUGGCAGACCAUCCAGAAGCGGUCGCCCGCGGCGGGCCGGUUCCUCCUGGGCUACGCGCUCGUGAACGGCGGCAUGACGGGCUUCGGGUCGCUCGCCGUCGUCUUCAUGAACGACCACCUCAAGAUGGAGAGCGCGGACACGGUCGCCGUCGUCGGGCUGACCAUCGUCUUCGCCAUCCCCGCGGCGGCGCUCGCCGUGCGGCUCAUGGACCGCCUCGGCGCGCGGCGGACGUUCGUCGCGUCCAUCGCCUACAUGACGGCCGUGACCGUCGCGGCGCCCGUCGUGCUGUGCGGGCCGUCGUGCCGGAGCCUCGUCUUCCUCUUCGCCUUCUUCUGGGGCCUGGGCUUCGGCGUCUUCUACGCGUCGAACACGUCCUUCUUCACGGAGCUCGUGCCGGGCGACGCCAUAUCGCAGUUCAUGAGCCUCUACUACUUCUCCGCGCAGGUCCUGUCCUGGGCGCCGCCGGCGGUCUACACGCUGCUCAACCAGCUCACGUCCGAGACGCAUCUCUCCCUCUUCGUCCUCGCGGCCUUCUUCGCGGCGUCGCUCCCCGUGUUCCGGGGCAUCCCGCCGCCGGACGCGGCGCCCAAGGCGCCGCGGACGCCGAGCGACGAGCCCAUGGUCGACGCGCCGCGCCGCGAGGCGCGGGAGAACGACCUCGUCGCCGGCAUCGAGAGCCAGGACGUCCUCUAG